This is a messenger RNA of Scylla paramamosain (green mud crab), 4422 nucleotides long. Its product is annotated as ras-interacting protein RIP3-like. The transcript is spliced from 2 exons. Gene Ontology annotation, biological process: cell differentiation; positive regulation of transcription by RNA polymerase II; anatomical structure morphogenesis. Gene Ontology annotation, molecular function: DNA-binding transcription factor activity, RNA polymerase II-specific; RNA polymerase II cis-regulatory region sequence-specific DNA binding. NCBI's taxonomy places the organism in Eukaryota, Metazoa, Arthropoda, Malacostraca, Decapoda, Portunidae. The record is from RefSeq and is a predicted model, not a curated record. Bases 687 to 2393 code for a protein of 568 amino acids.
UCUGGAUUUCCCCCGGUACACUAGUCAAGUUGCAACGUUGUUCAAACACAGAAACUACUUGACCCCGCUUAAUAUGUACAUAGUAAUGUUAAUUAAUAAGUAACGCUUUGUCUGAGGGCCAAAAUAAUGAACCGUAGCCAUGGUGAGAGCUGGUAGGUAAAUGGUGACCCGGCCACCCGCCCCCCGCGGUCCACCCACCAACAAAGGUCGAGGUAAGCGAUGCUCAAAAGCCAUGUGUUCUGAUUUCUCAUGCCCAGUGUAACACACACCUUCACGCGGGACGGAGGAGCACCCGCUCAGUGCCAGCCCCGCUCGUCCCUCGCCCGCGCGUGGUGCACGCCGCAGUGCCAACACCCACGCCGCACUAGUGCCCGUGUUUGUGUGCUCCCUGACAGUGAUCCGCGAGUCUUGUGGUGGCGAACACGUGUCCAAGGAAAGAUAAGGGAACAGAAGUGAAAGAUUAUGGAAACUGAUGAUGAAGUCUUGAGUACAGGACUUGUAGCAGUGAACUACUUGUAGUGACACGCGUGAGGGCUGCCCACAGCUGAGUGACCUGAGGACUCUCCCCGGACUACAGGAGCCUUGCUCCGGAGUUUCUCCCGUGGGGAGUGGGCGAGAGGCGCGUCGCCUCUUAUCUUGGAACUUCUUUAUAAUCCCUGUAGUUUCUGCACUUCUGCAAAGAAAGGAUGCUGCCACAGGGCCUCCAGGAAACACUGCCGGAGUUCCCACUCUCCGCCGGCGCCACCUUCGGCUCUCUGGUCAUCGAUGAGACCUCCCCCACGCCGUACUCCGAUGCCACGCAGACUAAAAAACAUCCGCCCAACCACAUCAAGCGGCCCAUGAACGCCUUCAUGGUGUGGUCGCAGAUGGAACGGCGAGAGAUUGUCAAGUUUGCCCCCGACACCCACAACGCUGAGAUUUCCAAGCAGCUGGGUCGCCGAUGGAAGAUGCUGUCGGAGGAGCAGCGGCGACCGUACCGAGAUGAAGCUGAGCGCCUGAAGCAGCUGCACAUGCGCGAGUACCCUGACUACAAGUAUCGGCCGCGUAAGAAGUCGAAGGAUCCGCUGAAGGGCGUGUCGGAGCGGUGCGGCGGGAAGGUGGGUAAGGUGCACCAGAUGAACAGCCUUUGUAAGGAGUUUGCCAGUGGUAUCAAGCCGAAGGAUUGUCUCCUCAACAAUGCCAAACCAGGAGACCUCCAGGGUAUGGAAGAUCACGUGAGUUGGUCCCUGCCCCUCACCCCCACCUCCCCGCCACGCGUCCCCACCAGUCCCACCACCUCCGAUCUUCCAGACUCUCCGGAGAGCGCAUUCAGUUUCGACGACCACGCCUUCAUCAGGUCCUCGAUGGUCACCUUCCCUCCCACACCCAAGCAGAGUUACGGUGCGCCCACUGAAGGUCUUCCCCGCUCCUCUCCGGGCACCAACACAUCUUUCUCCUAUCACAACGCUGUUCCCUCUGCUCCCUCCCCCAGCAGGACAAGCAGCUGCCUCUAUAAUGUUCCCCAAAGACAUCCGCUCUACCAGCCAACGUUCUUCGCUGAACAAAAAUUGGCACACGCUUACUUAAAGCCCGAAGCGCUCAACCCAGCGGCGUACCUUAAACAAGAGCAGGAGCAGCUCCACCUACAGCAACAACACCAUCUCCAGCAGCAGCAGCAUAAGGCAAGCUUCCAUCAGCAUCAGCAGCAGCAUUCCUGUCUCUACUCGCCAGUUGGUUCACAAGUUGGUUCAUUCUUCGCUUCAGCUGUUGCAGCCCACCACCAUCACCACCAUCACCAUCAACAACAGCAGCAGCAGCAGCAGCAGCAGCAACACCAUCAUCACCAUCAACAACAACAGCAUCAACAUCCCCAGCAGCACCAUCACCACCACCAUCAUCAACAGCAGCAGCAGCAGCAGCAGCAGCAGCAGCAGCAACAACAACAACAACAACAACAACAACAACAACAACAACAACAACAACAACAACAGCAGCAGCAGCAGCAGCAGCAGCAGCAACAACAACAACAACAACAACAGCAACAACAACAACAGCAGGAACAACAGCAACAACAACAGCAGCAGCAACAGCAACAACAACAACGACAACAGCAACAACAGCCACAACAACAGCAACAACAACAACAACAACAACAACAACGACCUGCAAUGGCGACAGUCAAAGUGGAGGCCCAGGAAGCUCACCCGGCCACGCUUGAUGACCUCGACAAUAUCGGGGUCACGGAGUUGAUUCCCAUGACCUCCGACCUGAAGGUGGAGUUGGACUCGCUGGCUGACCUGGGCUAUGAGUCUGGAGGGUCAGGGGCGGGGGGCUGGGCUAACGUGUCCAUCACCUCCGCAAACUCGAACGUCCUUGCUGAUUUCGAGAUUAUGAAUGCAUGGAUCAACUCCUGAACGAGUGAUGGUGAGGUUCUACCUGUCUUUCAGAAACGCGUGUGCUCGAUCAGUGGUGCCUGGGAGGUGAGAGAAAGUGAGAGAGAAAGAGAGAAAACUGCUGUGUUCCCGACGCGUGAGUACGGUUGGUUAUUGCGAAGUCGUUAAUGGCGUGACUGAAACUUUCCUGUGCAUAUCCCGCUGCUGUGUCAUGACCGUCUAUGUACAGCUGUGUGUGUGCGUGUAUAUAAUUGUAAUGGAAUACACACGACGUCAUUGCCGGGUAUUCGUAUAGACUAGUUACCAGUUAGCCAGAUGUUGUGUGCUCGCCCAGUAUUUUAACUUCUCACUUGCACCAGAUCAACUCUAGUCACUCUGUUCUGCGAAUACGAGGAUUAUAAGAAAAAAAUCCGAAAAAAAAAUAAAAAGAAGCCACUGUGGCUGUUCCUAGACGGCUAUGCUCGUGUCACAGCAGAAAAUACAAUAGUAUCCCCAACGAAAUCUCAUGUACGGACGUCCACGGACACUAACAAUGAAUCAAAACAAAGGCCACGAACACGGGCGCUUCGUGGUCCCCGGACGAGUGUCGUUCGGUGUACAGUGACGAGCAGUGUCGCACCGGUCGGUUUCUCAGAACCCGGUGAACAUUUCCUUAGUUGUUACUACUGCCGACUGCCGAUGAACGGUUGAUCAAGACCUCUGGCUGGGUGGUGGUGAUGGUGGUGGUGGUGGUGGUGGUGGGAGUAGUGAGAGUAGUACUGGUGAGUGUGGUGGUGGUGGUGGUAGUGGUGGUGGUAGAGGGCUGAGAGGGGCGAGAGCCGACCUGCCUACGUGUUGGGUGAGUGACGCUGGGGAUAUCCAAGCUCACCACGCACGGCCACGCUGCCUGACCUGUCCUGGUGGGAUGCCAUGGCAAUAACACACACACACACACACACACACACACACACACACACACACACAGAAAGUAACACCACAACAUAACCAACACAUUUCAUCUUAAAAAAAAAAAAAAAAAAAAAUACAUGACAGGUGACGUGAGUGUCGCCCUCUUGUACCUGGCGGCGGCUUGGGUCGCGGCGCCGCACCCUCCUGACACCGCCACCAGCAACCUGACGAAGAGGGUGCGCGCCUGACGACAAGACCGCCGCUGUUCAUAAUGUUCCUCGGCUGUCGCGUCUUGGGGCUCUGUGAGGGAGGGCAGGGGCGUCAGGGGCUGAGUUUUUCGCCACUGCCGCCUCUUCUUCGCCUCGUCGCUAAAAGCACAGACUCCCAAGACACCUCCAGCCUCCCACGCGACGCUCUGGAAGCUUCCUGACGUAAACUGUGGAGUAUUAUAUUGUAAAAAAAGAAGAAAUAUAUAUUAUGUACCAUAGGAGUUCUUUUUUUUUAUGUUGUGUGCGUUAGUUUUUUCUUCAGACCGUGUAUUGCAGAUUUUUGUGGUAGACGACUAGAGAGUUAUACUUAGAGAAGAUGAAGUAUAGUUAAUAUAUAUGAAUGUUAUAUAAACAAAUUUAUUAGGAAGGGAAAGGUUAGGACGAGGCGCUCAAGUACACAACGAAGGGGAGGAGAAAGCUGGCUUUUUCUUGGUUCCUGCAGUACCACCACCCGGGGCUCUCUCUCUCUCUCUCUCUCUCUCUCUCUCUCUCUCUCUCUCUCUCUCUCUCUCUCUCUCUCUCAAUGUUAUCAGUUGAUAUUACUUUAUGUAUUUGCUUCCGGCGACAUUGUCUCAUUAUUUCUAAUGAUAUUAUUCAUUUUUUGUCUUUACAUUACGUGUUGCUCUUCUCUCUCUCUCUCUCUCUCUCUCUCUCUCUCUCUCUCUCUCUCUCUCUCUCUCUCUCUCUCUCUCUCUCUCUCUCUCUCUCUCUCUCUCUCUCUCUCGCCCUGUUUGUGUGUUUAUCGGUACGUCUUGUUGUGGCUCAAAUAUUUAUGCAAAACUUGUGUACAUAAGAUAUUUAUUAUUAGGAUUUUUCUUAAGCAUUUAUUUAGCUGCAAUUGACAACAUUUUAUACGUUUGCACCACCGAAAUAAAGUUACUGACUGAAGGAAU